AUGCAAAGUGAAAAUAGUGUAACUUUGUAGUUGAAACAUGAACAAGAAACAUGAACAUGAUAUCAAGAAGUUUUUUUUCACCGAUAUUUACAUCAACUUGAAUCAACUUGGAACAUGUUUGAUUAUUAUAAUUAAUUUUAUCAUCGCCAUGAUUUAUGUUUAAUACAAAACAGAAAGACAACAAUUAGUAAAUUGAAUGAUUGAACAAACAACAACAACAACAAUUAAAAGUUCGUAAAGUUUUUUUAUGAUAUUAACAAUGUGAUCGUUGUAAUAACGAUUCAGAACAUAACAGAAUUGGAAAAAAAAAUCUCAAUUUUCUUCAAUCAUGUUGAUGUUUCAAUUAAUUGUUUACUAUUAAAAGUUAAUCAUCUUUGAAGUUAACUUCCGAUGACCACUUCCUUUUCAUCAGUUAUCAUCUUUUAUCCCGCAAUCAAAUUUAAUCAUCAUAACUAAAGGUGAUUACCAUGAUUACCUUCAAGAAAAUUGAUUGAUAAUCAAUCGGUUAUCAGCUUGAUUUAGUUGAGUAUUUGUGAUUGAAAUGAUUGAUUAGAUUUGCUUUUUUCCUCCAGUUAAGAUAAAAUUUAUGUCAUUAUUAAGGUGACAUUGAAAUUAUCAUUUCCUUUGUGUCUUCAUCAUCAUUGUCACCAUUAGGCUAAUUGUCUUAGUGUCCAGUAAAUUUUUCAGAAAGUGAUUUAACUUGAUUCUGAUUUUGUUUUCUUACCAUGUGAAUAUUGGAUUAUGACUAAAAUCCAACCACAAACUGGAUCAAUGAUCAUUUCAAAUGAAUACAAUUCAUUGAUUGAUGAUUUCUCAUCAACUUCAUCUUUAUCUUCCUUUACAUCAUCACCGACAACAACAGUUAUCCCACCAUCAACUUCAUCAUCAUCUUCGUUGACACUAACGUUUGAAUCAAAUGAAUUUAGUGGCAACAGUUUAGGUGAAUUAUUUCACACCGUUGGCCUUGGAGUGACAUUAGCCGCCCUUAUACUGACCACAAUAGUGGGAAAUGUGUUUGUCAUUAUUGCCAUUUUGAUGGAGAAAAAUUUACGCUCAGUGGGCAAUUAUCUUGUCCUCUCUUUGGCCAUCGCUGACCUAAUGGUCGCCUGUCUUGUGAUGCCUUUAGGGGCUGUUUAUGAAGUGGCUGGUGAAUGGAUUCUGGGUCCUCAAUGGUGCGAUAUUUGGACUUGUGCCGAUGUCCUUUGUUGUACCGCAUCGAUCCUUCACCUUUUGGCCAUUGCAAUUGACCGAUAUUGGGCAGUGACAAAUAUAGAUUACAUUCACAAUCGUAAUCCAAAUCGUAUUGGAACUCUAAUCAUUUGUAUCUGGUCAGUUGCAGCGGUCAUUUCAAUUGCACCCGUUUUGGGCUGGAAAGAUCCCGAUUUCGAGAAACGACUUCGAGACGAAAAAAAGUGCCUCGUAUCACAAGAUGUCGCCUAUCAAAUUGUCGCCACUUUUGCCACUUUCUAUGGUCCCCUUGUCUUCAUCUUACUACUUUACUGGAGGAUUUAUCAGGUCGCUCGAAAAAGGAUUCGCCGAAAGCCUGGAACUCGAAUUGUCUUGAACGUGAAACAUGCUUCCUGUGACAACUCUAAGAGCUUAUCAGUGCCUUGUAAUAUCGAAGUGACCACAACCAACUUUUCGAGCGACAUGUCCACCAAUACAACUUUAACAACAACCACCGCCUCGAAUCCAAGUCCAGAAAGGUCGUUUGCUAGUCAAAGGUUUUCGGUUUGCCCUUCGAUUACAAGUCAAGUUAUCGAGGAAAGUUCAGUGAUUGUCCAAGAAUCGAGUUUGGGAGUUGGUAUUGGUGGAAUGGGAGUGACAAGGAAAGACGGAGGUACUUGUCCGGUUCCCAUGUCGAGUUGUGAGAUUGCUAAUUGUAAUUCUAUGAACAGUGUUCCAGUUGAUUGUUCACGAAAUUAUCAAUCAUCAACCUUAUCUCCAGCCAAGGAAUGCCUUAUAUCUCCUGUGAAUUCACCGCUUUCCAAUAAUAAUCGUAGUGGGCCUUCAACUCCUUCAACAGUUACUAAUUUAAUUACAACCAUUGAGAGAGAUAAAUUUAAUUCUAGUGCAACAAAUCAUUCAGAAACUUGUGAUGGAUCAACAAUUGAUAUAGAUGAUGAUUGGAAUCUAAUUGGUCAGGAAAUAUCAGUCACAUCGGACGUGAUGGUUACUUGUGAUUCCAAAGGUACAACUUAUCAUUACACUUCACCAAGUCAGGGUGAAGAUGGUCCAGGUCGCGGUGGAUCGAGCGCAAGUGAUGAUACAGGUAAAUCAUGUUCUCGAAAAAGUAAAACAAAGAGUAAAAAUAUUUCCAAUUCGAGGCGGAAAAUGUUACGAAUAACAACCAGUUUAAUCAGUCCAAAUCGCGAGAAAACAACCAAGAACUAUGGUUCAUGUGGAAGUGGAAUCAAUUCUGUUAAUGGUAGAGAUUCAAUUGAAUCAAAGCGUGAACGUAAAGCGGCCAAAACACUGGCCAUUAUAACGGGAAUCUUUGUGAUCUGUUGGCUUCCAUUUUUUAUCGUUGCCCUGUUAUUGCCCGUUUGCGGUGACCUUUGCAAUCCGCCCACUCUGAUAAUCAGCCUAUUCCAGUGGUUGGGUUAUGUUAACUCGAUGCUCAAUCCCGUUAUUUAUACCAUUUUCAGCGCUGACUUUAGAACGGCCUUUAAAAAGAUUCUACUAGGUAAACGUGCAUUUCGUCAUCAUAAUCAUCGAGCUCAGAAUCGAGUGUGAUAAUA
Molecule: messenger RNA, 2741 nt
Organism: Panonychus citri (citrus red mite)
Lineage: Eukaryota; Metazoa; Arthropoda; Arachnida; Trombidiformes; Tetranychidae
Product: 5-hydroxytryptamine receptor-like
Exons: 2
Coding region: 742-2736 (664 amino acids)
Biological process (GO): adenylate cyclase-activating adrenergic receptor signaling pathway
Cellular component (GO): membrane
Molecular function (GO): G protein-coupled receptor activity
Source: RefSeq, a predicted model, not a curated record